This is a messenger RNA of Fusarium oxysporum Fo47, 396 nucleotides long. RefSeq lists its product as uncharacterized. The record is from RefSeq and is a predicted model, not a curated record. The coding region runs from base 1 to 396 and encodes 131 amino acids. The transcript has a single exon. Lineage: Eukaryota; Fungi; Ascomycota; Sordariomycetes; Hypocreales; Nectriaceae.
AUGUGCCAAAAGACCGCUCGCAAGGGUCUUUGCGGCCAUCUACUCGCUCCUGCCUCUUGGUCUCCCUCGGAUCCCGAAAAUUGCAGGCUUGCAAGGCGUGCAAAUCGCCGCAACGAUCGGUCGGGAAAGCUUCUCCGCUGCUCCCCACCGAUGUCGACUACUGUUGUACAAGAUGACACUCAGGUCUGUUCACCAGACUGUUUUGUCGAUUACAUCCUCAUUGGGCGAGGCUGGGUUUGCUGCCGAUGCAACUACGCCAACCCCGUUGGGUCGCAUCAGUGCGAUGGUAGCGUGCCAAACAACGAGUACCCAUAUUAUGCGGAGAGUUGUUGCCAUUACCCUUGCGCAGAGCGCUGCCUGUCUGGUAGCGGUCAGAGCCGCAGACGCCGAAGAUGA